This is a messenger RNA of Rotaria sordida, 996 nucleotides long. The record is from the annotation of a GenBank genome assembly. NCBI's taxonomy places the organism in Eukaryota, Metazoa, Rotifera, Eurotatoria, Philodinida, Philodinidae.
AUGGUUGAUGUCCUCUAUUCACUUGUGGAUGUUAAUGAACGAUUUGAUCGAUUAGUAAUUGAUCCUCUUUAUAUUCGUCAUCUUGACAUGACCAUAAAAUCGUCGUUUGAUCGUAUUUGUUCAGUAGACAAUAAAGUUCUUUCAAGAAUUUGUGAAAAAAUCUUACCUCGAAUUUAUGAUCAAGUAAAUAAAUUAAUUGUUGAACCACAUGCCAUGAAACAAGUUUUUACUAUUAAUUAUCCUCAACUUUAUUCGUUAUCACUUAUUGGUUUUCAAGAAGAAGAGCUUUUUCAAUAUUUAACAGAUGAUUCAGUUCUUCGUUAUCUUCUUACUGAACAAAUCACAGAUCUUAAUAUUGAUAUUCAAGUUGAUACAAUAAUAGAUUUCUCUCAAAGUCUUUCAAACAAGUUUGAGUUAAUAUUAUCUUUAAGUAAAAGAUUAAUCAGUUUAAAUUUUUGCCAAUUAUUUGGUUAUCGAACUUUGCCGCUUUGGUUUCCUACUCCACCAUCAAAAAGUUGUAUGUCUUUAACUUUAACUAAAUUGAUAAUUAGAGUCACAAUUUUUCGUGACUGUCUUUAUCUUCUUGAUGGUCGUUUCGAUUGUUUAUCGACAUUGAUAAUCCAUGUGGAAAAUAUUUCGUUAACACCAUCAUGUGAAUAUAACACAGAAAAACUUCCUAAAUUAAAAUAUUUUUCAUUAAUCUCGUAUACUGACACAUUUUAUUAUGACCAACUGAUUAUUCCAUUACUUCGACGAAUGAUAAAUCUUGAAGAAUUGAUAUUAUAUCUAUUAGUAAUAAGAUAUGACUCGACUUAUAUUGAUGGUAUCGUAUUAUAUGAUGAAAUUCUUUGUUAUAUGCCACAACUAAACAAAUUAACAUUCAAUAUAAAUACAGAUGUUCGCAAUAACAAUAUUAGAAUUGAUCGUUCAUCAAAUGAAGAUGUUCAACGUAGUUUUAUUGGAAGAGGAUAUGGACAAAGUUCAACAUGUAUUUGA